This is a messenger RNA of Cladophialophora psammophila CBS 110553, 1614 nucleotides long. RefSeq lists its product as uncharacterized. Gene Ontology annotation, molecular function: protein phosphatase regulator activity; phosphoprotein phosphatase activity. Gene Ontology annotation, cellular component: Nem1-Spo7 phosphatase complex. The transcript has a single exon. Lineage: Eukaryota; Fungi; Ascomycota; Eurotiomycetes; Chaetothyriales; Herpotrichiellaceae. The record is from RefSeq and is a predicted model, not a curated record. The coding region runs from base 1 to 1614 and encodes 537 amino acids. Gene Ontology annotation, biological process: nuclear envelope organization.
AUGGCCUCGUCCGAAUCUCGCCUCAACCAAAUAGUCAAAGGCGCACCUACAACUAAUCUCCGCCCUCUGCCCUCCGCUCCGCUACCCUCUCUAGGAAAACAAUCUUCCGAGCAGUCCACGCUCGAUCCUCACCUGGCGUCCUUGCCUUCCUCCCCUCCUCAGAUCUACUUGAACCUCCUAAUUCUCGAAUCCUCCCUGCGCGCACAGUAUCUGCACCUCGUCUCCCGUCGCCGGCUGAACACGUUCUUCCUGCUAUUGCUGGCUGCUUGGAAUUGCCUUUUCUUCUACGCGCUCUUCCUGCGCCCCCGAGAAGAUGGCACCGGCUUGGGCGGGUCCGUGUACUGGGUGGUCGAGACAUCCGAGAAGCUCGCAUUGAUGGGCGGUAUUGUCACGGUUCUUUUGGUUUGGGGCACGGGACAAUGGGAAAGAGGCAUCCGCUGGCCCAGAAAAUGGUUAGGGACGACGAAUAGAGGUCUGAGGGGUUUCAAUCUGCGCGUGGUUAGAAUCCGGGGAAAGUUUUGGCAGGAAAUGCUUGGACAUCUCUCUUUCUUGCUCCCCUUCGGUCUCUGGCGCGAGGCGGGAGGCUCGGAUUGGCACCUCGUCGAGCACGAAAACGGGCUCGUGAUCGAAGAAGAUCUCGCCAAGGGAGGGGACAGCAUCAUGCUUCUCCUCCUCCCCAAGUCUUUCUCUCCCGAGUUUCGGGAGAACUGGGAAGACUACCGCACAGAAUAUUGGGAAAAGGAGAACGAACGAAGGGCAGGGUUGAGGAGGAAAUUAAAUGCUCUUAGGAGGGCAAAGGCUAAGGAAGCCGGAGGAUGGAAAUGGUGGACGGGAGCAUGGCGAUUACAAUCAUCUAGACAUCAUGGCCAGAGACGGCAUCAUGACCUGGAGAAACAUCCACACCUGCAACACGCGCAGGGGACGGGUUCACACCGCGCAAGUUUGUCAGAAAAGGACGCUGUUUCUCAUGCUCGAGCAUUAAGUGGGACAGCCAGCAAAAGAAGGAGCAUUAACCUCGACUCGGAUUCCACGCACAGCCGGAGCAGACAAUCGUCGCGCUCUUCCACACCCCAUCUUGAGUUUGACGUGGCCACCGAACGCCCUCUCUCAGAAAGGAUGAGGAGAGGAAGCUCGGUCAGUAGCACAGCCAGCGUCAGAAGGAAACCGACAAAGGACGGGCGCAGAGACAAAGACGGUAACAGAGAACGUGGAGGCGAUGGCACCCCGCUCGGCACCCCGCUGUUGAGUCCUUUGACCAGCGCUGGUGGAGAAGAUGACAGAGAAGAACGAAAGCGCCGGAGGAAGGAGAGGGAAGCUGCGCGCAAACAGAAAGAGGAAAUGGAAAAGGAAAAGGAGAGAGGAAAGGAGCAGCACGUCAAAGAGGAAGACUCUCAGCAGAAGAGGAAGAACAGAAUCAAGCAGGAACCCACCACUGUCAAACAUGAGUCCAAGGCCGAGAACGACAGUGGCAAUGGCAACGGGAAAGGCUACGAAGCAGGAGAGAGCAGCGUUCCCACCACGCCGAAGAGCGAGGGAGGAUUCUCUCUUGACAUGGCCACCACUUCGGCCAAUGAGACCGAUAUCAAGACCAAGACCGAGCCAGAGGUGGCGUGA